UCGCGCUACGAGUCUAUGACCCCACACCACAUCUAAUCUUAGCUAGGUUCUUUCCAGACCUCCCAUUAUUAAAAUAUAAUCACUAAAUCCUCCUCCAUUUUCAAUGCUUUGAAAUAGGGGUUGAGGGCGGACUGGUUCUUUUGUGUUGUGCUUUAUGCUUUGGGCAGUAGGAAUUAUCUUUUCUCUUCUCUAAUUUCCUUUUUUAUUAAUUAAGUAAAGUAAAAUUCAUUUAAUUUGUGGGAUGCGGUUUCUCAAGAUUUCUAGAAGGUGCACGUCAUUGUCUCUUUUUUCCUCCCCCUUCUUUAAAAAGGAUUUCUUACAGGAACUACGAACUGGGCACCGGAUCGGAAUCUUAUUCUUAUUUCGUCCGAUCAAUUCAUUCAUUCUCCGACUCUCGAAGUUAUGGUCCAUUCCUCCCAACAUGGAAUUUGACAGGCCCCCCGUCCUCUCCGGCUUCUACUGCUGGGACUGGGAAUUCCUCACCGCUCUUCUUCUCUUCAGCUCUCUCAUCUGACAAUUCCUCCUCCUCUUAAUUCAUUUUUUCCUAUCGAUUUUUCGUUCUUUCCUUCUUUCCACCAAUGGCGCAGAGGUCGCUUCCGGCGCCGUUUCUCACCAAGACCUACCAACUCGUCGACGAUCCCGCCACCGACCACGUCGUUUCCUGGAAUCAAACUGGCUCUACUUUCGUCGUCUGGAAGACCGCCGAUUUCGCUACUGAUUUGCUCCCCAAAUACUUCAAACACAACAAUUUCUCUAGCUUCGUCCGUCAGCUUAAUACAUACGAACAGCAUCAUGAGGGAAGGGAAAACCCGCGGUUCAGCUAAUGAGAAAUGUUGGGACGGCGUGGAUCCGGACGGCGACGGUAACAACAUCGAUGACGACGAAGAAGAUGAUGUAGGAAACGGCGGCGAGACUCUGAAACUGUUUGGGGUUUGGUUGAAAGGGAGCGAGAAGAAGAUGAAGAUGAAGAUGAAGAGGUUGCGAGAAGAGAAAAUCGGGUGCAGCAGCGCACCACAUGCAAAAGCGAUGAAGUCGGUGGAGAUGCACGCGCCGUUGAUGACGAGCAGCAACCUCUGCAACUGACGACCGCGCGCGUGUAGGCCACGCAGAUGGAAAUGAAGGAGACGACGCCGUUUAGUAGAAGCAACAACUAUAAGUAGUUUCUAGAGAGUUCAAAGGGACUCGGUACAGUUCAUGGAUGGAACUUGAACUGGAAGCAAGGUUUUUUCAAUUUAAUAUAAGAUAAGAAAGAAAGAAGAAAUUAGGAAACAUAUUAAAUUUAAUAAGAAGAUUGGAUUCGUAUGGUGUAAUAUAAAAUUAGAUAGUUGAUAAUAUGGGGAGAAGGUAUAAGGGUGGAGAUCAAAGGCAAAUGGGUGUCCAUCUCUUGACUUUAAAAUCUUUGCAAUUCAAGCUUCAAAAAUAUCUUUUACUCAUA
Messenger RNA from Momordica charantia (bitter melon), 1435 nucleotides. NCBI's taxonomy places the organism in Eukaryota, Viridiplantae, Streptophyta, Magnoliopsida, Cucurbitales, Cucurbitaceae. The record is from RefSeq and is a predicted model, not a curated record.